Messenger RNA from Nannochloropsis gaditana CCMP526, 825 nucleotides. RefSeq lists its product as uncharacterized. The record is from RefSeq and is a predicted model, not a curated record. The coding region runs from base 45 to 371 and encodes 108 amino acids. The transcript has 4 exons.
CAACAGUAUCAAGUCUCCGUCAUACAUUACCACUCGCCUUCAUCAUGCGCACCGUAUGCCUUUUCAUUGCCAGCCUGGGCUUCGCAUCUGCUUUCCUUGCCCCCGUUCCGUCCUUCACUCCCACGCGCAUUCGCACGACGCAAACCUCCAUGAUGCUUUCUCCUGAGGACAUUGCCACAGGAACUAGCAAUCUCUUGGCCAUCGUGAAGGAGAAUGAUGUCUUCGUGAAGAACGCUGGAGACUAUCCGUGGGGCUCCGUGCAAGCACCUGGCUGGGCUUUGCCCGUUGCGGCCAUCGCCACACUUUCUUUCGGUGUCAUCAUUCCUCUUGUCCUCAAGCCCGGCGUGGUGCCAAAGGGGCGGAGAAGAUAGCUUCCUCCACAAAAGCCUCAUCUCGCCCAGGGGCGAAGCCAGCAGCGGGGAAGGCUGGAAAACGUGUUAUGGCAAAGGGAGGAGUCCCUAAGAAGAAGUAAUUUCAUUGACUUGGAGUACGGGAUCCACAUUGCGAAGUGACCGAGACUUUCUCGGAGCACGGAAUGUGGCGGUAGGGAUGCCUGGAAUCCCGGGCCAAAAACGAAGUGAAGAGAAGUUCGGUUCUUGGUGUGUGCAGGCAGCAGAAAGAAAAUCACACACCCUGUAAUAGAUCUUUCAGCAGCCUUUGUUUGAAUUUUUGUACUUAAAUUAUUGUGAGCAAUGACUGACAUGUGAAGUUGAGCGAAGAAAAUUCGUGAAGCUGUCUACUGACUUUCGACAAGAGAAGAGCAACUUUCAGAAAAUAUUAUGACGAAAAGAAACUUUCACAGCGUGAUCGCUUUAUGAUGGAAAA